Colletotrichum chrysophilum is the source of this 2589-nucleotide messenger RNA. It is a transcript of the gene PRR1, whose product is annotated as serine/threonine protein kinase prr1. Gene Ontology annotation, molecular function: protein binding. The transcript is spliced from 5 exons. The coding region runs from base 1 to 2589 and encodes 862 amino acids. Lineage: Eukaryota; Fungi; Ascomycota; Sordariomycetes; Glomerellales; Glomerellaceae. The record is from RefSeq and is a predicted model, not a curated record. Gene Ontology annotation, cellular component: endosome.
AUGGCGACUAUAUCGAACAUCCUGUCGCUGCCCUUCCGCAAAUCCACACAACUUUCGCUGUCCUCGACGAUACGGCAGUACAUCAACACCAAAUAUGACCAGCACCCGGACAUGUUCCGGCAGGACCUUGAGGUCAUCGAUGCCCUCCGACGCGAUGCGGUCAACGUGAGGGAGCCGCACCCCAGCGGCAUCAAGAAGCUCCAGGCCUACGCCGGACAGCUGGUGUGGAUCGGUGGAAAGUUCCCGAUCGACAUCGGCGCCGAGUUCACCUGGUACCCAGCCCUGGGCUACAACACCGAGCGACCGAUGGUCCGCAACAACCUCAAGUACGAGCUCAUGAACAUCCUCUACAACCUCGCCUCCCUCUACUCCCAGCUCGCCGUCGCCCAGUCCCGCACCGGCACCGAGGGCCUCAAGACCGCCGCGGGCUACUUCUCGUCCGCCGCGGGCGUGCUCCAGCACAUGCAGAAGGAGAUCCUCCCCGAGCUGCGCAUGUCGGACCCGCCCGAGGACAUGGACGCCAACACGCUCGAGUCGCUGGCGCAGCUGCUGCUCGCGCAGUCGCAGGAGUGCUUCUGGCAGAAGGCCGUUAUGGACGGGUACAAGGACGCCAUCAUCGCCCGGCUGGCGGCGCGCGUGUCGGACCUGUAUAACUCGGCGGGCGAGGCGGCGAUGAAGAGCGAGGCGAUCAGCUCCGCGUGGAUCCACCACAUGAGCGCGAAGCACCACCACUUUGCGGGCGCCGCGCAGUACCGCGCCGCAUGCGACUGCCUGGAGAAGCGGAAGUAUGGCGAAGAGGUGGCGAGGUUGCAGGAUGCUGUGGCGUGCGUCAACGAAGGGCUGAAAGAGAGCAGGGGCGGGUACCUCAACAAAGCUGUGCUCGAUGACCUGAACGGCCUGAAGAGGAAAGUUGAGGAGGAUCUGAAGCGGGCGGAGAAGGAUAACGAUGUGAUUUAUCUCAAUCCCGUACCGCCCAAGUCUGAACUCAAGAUCCUCGACAGGGCGAACAUGGCCAUCGCCAAGGUUCCGCCUCAAGUGGGCAACCCGUUCGAUUACCUCGGAGACCAGGCCGAGUUCGGGCCCGCCCUCUUCACGAAGCUGGUACCGUUCUCUGUGCACGCAGCCAUCACCAUCUACGAACAACUCCGCGAUCGCAUUGUCAACGAGAAUAUUAUUGGUCAGAUGGAGACUCAGACUGAGAAGCUCCACCAGAUUCUCAGCUCUAUCAACCUGCCGGGCUCAUUACAGGCCCUCGAGAAGCCUCUCGGUCUACCUCAUAGUUUGGUCCAUCACGCCGAGGAGAUUCGCCAGGCUGACGCUAUUGGACGCAUCCAGCGAGCGUUCUCCGAUAUCGACAAACUCCGGAAUGCAGAUAUUUCAGUCUUCAAUGAGGGCAAAGCUAUCCUUACAGCAGAGGAGGAAGAGGACCAGAGGCUUAGACGGAAGUACGGCACCGACAGGUGGUCGAGACCAGACAGUCGGAGCGAUCCUCAGGGCGCUGCGUUCUGGGGACAAGUGGCAGAAAUCGAGGGUUACUUUGCCAGCAGUACGAGCAGUGACGCACUUGUGCGAGAGAAGUAUAGAGAGGUCCAGGACUUGCUGGAGAUGCUGUCCGGGUCGGACCGAGCUCUCAUGGACUAUGUCCCUUCAAGCAGGCGGAUGGACAUCCCCGAGCCAUUGAAGCCAGUCAUAGGAAGAUUGCGCGGGGCCUACAACGAUGUCCUCCGUCUUGAAUCGCGAAGGAGAAAGAAGGCCGAGGCACUGAGGGAGAAGGCAAGAACGGACGACAUCAAGCCCGACAUCCUCAAAGAGGCUGCCCGUCUUGAGCGGACGUACCCGACAACAGCCAUCGUCCCGGCGCACUUUGAAGAGUUUUUCGAGAAGCGUCUUGACAAGCUCUAUGACGGAGACAUUGAAGCCGUGGCAAAGGAAGAGGACGAGCAGGACCGGCUCAUGACGGAGGUGCACCGGGUCAACCGGGAGUUCGAGAGCCAGAAGAAGAAUCUUACCAGCGGCAGCAGGGAGCGCGAGCAAGCAUUGCAGAGGUUGGACAAUGCUUAUUACAAGUACAAGGAGAUUGUCAACAAUGUGGACGUGGGCCGCAAGUUUUACAACGACCUGAGUAAGGUAGUCGGCCAGAACUUCCGGGACCCGGUCAAGGCGUGGGCUGCGGAGCGGCGGAUGGACGCAAAGAGUCUCGAAGAGGAGGUCACCAUGCCGCCUCUCGGCUCUCUCAAUAUCAACAGAUCCCCAGUCCACUCGCCCGCUGGCUCAACGUACGACCAACGCACAAACAAUUCCUACUUCAAUGCCAGUGUCGUCCCCGGCUCCUCACCGCCUCAGCAGCAGCCCUCAAGACAGGAGGUGGUGCAUCCUCCCGCCGAGGCACACAUUCAGUCAUGGGCGGGCUCGACCGUCGAACCGCAACACCCCAGGCCAACUAGCAUGUGGCAGCCUGACAUGGGGAUCAAGUUCUCGGCACCAGCCGGCUCAUCGGCUGCCCCCACCACGCAGCAAGCGCAGGGAUCGGGGAGCAAGCCCCCGCAGGGCGGCACCUGGGACCCGGGCUCCGGAAUAAGAUUCGGAUAG